AUGGGAGAUGUUUUGCUUAGACACUUUGCUUCACAAAUUGCUGAAGGAAUAAACCAUUAUUGGUAUGGGAGAGAAAAAGAGGCUAAAAGGAUUUUACUUGAUGCUGAAAAAGAGCUUGAAGAUGAAAUUGGCAUAGAAAAAGUUAAAGAUAUAUUGGAUCAGCUUGAUCCAUGGAUGAUUCAAUGGAAAGAUAUAAUAAACCCUCCACCAGAUGACAAACUAAUUUUGAUUUCGCAAGCCCCAAAGCUUGAAUUGAUGCAAAUACGUGAAGUUUUAGAUGAAAGCAUCAUAUGUGACGAAACUUUGCAAUCAGAAAUUGAGAUCGAGCUUGAGAAAGACGACAGUUUGCCUGAAAUCAGCAAUAAAGCAACUAUUGAAAGCGUCUUAAAUUUAUAUUAUGAAGAUAGAAUACAAUGUGCUUAUUUUGAACUAAAUAAGCUGAUAAACGAAUCAAAAAUCGAUUUGCGAAAUUCUCCUAAACUAUUGGAAAUCCAAAAUGACUAUAAUGCGAUACGAAAAAUAUACAAGGAACUAGAAGAUACUGAAGGAUGAAUUACAGACCAUGAUGGCGCUAUAAAAAUCAGCCACAAGUUAGUCCCAGGGUUAGGUUAUUAAAAUCAGGAGUUAGAAAUAUUGGCGACACAGUCAUCAAAGACUUCUCGAACGGGGCUCAAGCCCAAAAUCUUUCCCCAAAGGUGGAGGCCACUUCCGGUACCUUCUGUGUCCUCCUUCAAUCUAGAGUGGGCGGUUCAUGGAUUUCUGCGUAUCUGCUACGGGCGAUUGGUAGCUUGAUUUCAAGGAUCCUUUGAGUCUGCCAGGCGCCGAAGUGCCUUCUUUGACAACUACAGGAAAAAGACUCCUGGUUUUCUCGGUAGAGGAAUCCCCAUGAGUCCUCGGAUUCAAAGAACGUUGUUUAGCAUCUCCAUUUCCAACCAUAGGAAACCUGAAGUCCAUCCCAGUUCGCCAUCACCAUAAGGUCUGGACUAUUGCGCCAAGAGUUCAGGUUGCCACAUAUCGCCAUUUUAAUAAUAUAUCAAGUUAUUUCCAGGGACUCCUACAUGCUCGAUUAUGUCAGAAACAACUUUUGACUUGCCUGUCUUCAACUUAUUGACAUUAAUGUAUGAGACUGAUUUAUAUCCUCUAUGGAUCCCAUUUUGCAAAAAAACAACCUUAGUAUAAUGAAAUCUAGAACUAAUUCUGUUUAAUUUUAUUGCUUUUUAAAACAUAAAUUUAUAAAUUAAAUUAAUAUUUGCUUUCCAAUUUUUGCGAAUUAGGAUUUUUUUUAAAUUUCGAAAAAAAAAUAUUUUUAUAAAAUUUAUAUAUAAAUGUUUUUAAAAAAAUAAAAUUAACCCCCUCUGUGAGUGAACAAAAUUUUUUUAUUCACUCACGGAGGGGGGGGAGUUAGUAAAAAAAUUGCAAGGUCAAGAAAAGUUAUUUUGCAAUAUUAUAAUGUGGCUGGAAUUGCAAAAAGAGAAACGUGCUUAUAUGGAUAUGGAGCUGAUUUAUUAAAAAGUGAUGGAUGUAUUAUGAUUGUUUCAAAUUCCUGUGAUAAAGAAGAUGAAUUUAAAGGAGUAAAGCUGCCCCCUAAAGGAAAAGUAACGAGAGCGAUUGUAAAUUUUUUUGGGUGUGUGAUUAGGCCGAUUAAUAGAAAUAGGACAUAUAUCAAACUUGUAUCAAACUUUGAUCCUGUAUUGAAGUAUUUACCUUAUAGGAUACUGAAUUAUUUUUCAAGAAAAUUGGCAAAAGGAAUGGUAAAAAGAGUAAAAAAAUAUGCUUCAAGGUUUGAAGGGAGCCAAUGGCAAGAAAAUAUGAGCUUGCCUGAAAAUCGAGAUUUUUAUGAGUUUUUAAGCGAUGUGCUUGAAAGUUUUUAUCAAAGUAAAGGAUUAUAG
Molecule: messenger RNA, 1889 nt
Organism: Blepharisma stoltei
Lineage: Eukaryota; Ciliophora; Heterotrichea; Heterotrichida; Blepharismidae
Source: the annotation of a GenBank genome assembly